Messenger RNA from Cygnus atratus (black swan), 5386 nucleotides. It is a transcript of the gene KIF16B, whose product is annotated as kinesin family member 16B. The record is from RefSeq and is a predicted model, not a curated record. Gene Ontology annotation, biological process: microtubule-based movement. The transcript is spliced from 26 exons. Lineage: Eukaryota; Metazoa; Chordata; Aves; Anseriformes; Anatidae. Gene Ontology annotation, molecular function: ATP binding; microtubule motor activity; microtubule binding. The coding region runs from base 152 to 4114 and encodes 1320 amino acids.
AGCGCCCUGCCGCCGUUUGUCCCCGCCGCGCCCCCGUAGCGGCCCGCCGGGGCAGGGCGUUGCGGGGCGGCGUCGCUAUAGCGACAUGGGCUAGGCCGCGGCCUGCCUCGGGCCCGGCGGCACCGGGCCGGCAGCGGGAGCGGGAUGCGCCAUGGCGUCGGUGAAGGUGGCCGUGAGGGUGCGGCCCAUGAACCGCAGGGAGAAAGACCUCAAUGCAAAGUUUAUUAUUUCAAUGGAGAAAAAUAAAACGACAAUCACCAACUUAAAGAUACCAGAGGGUGGAACUGGAGACACAGGAAGAGAAAGAACUAAGACAUUUACCUAUGAUUUUUCCUAUUUCUCAGCAGACAGUAAAAGUCCCAGCUUUGUUUGUCAAGAAACGGUUUUCAAAAAUCUUGGUACAGAUGUACUUAAAUCUGCUUUUGAAGGUUAUAAUGCUUGUGUUUUUGCAUAUGGACAGACUGGAUCUGGGAAGUCCUACACCAUGAUGGGAAAUGUGGGUGAUGCUGGCUUAAUACCUCGGAUUUGUGAAGGAUUAUUCAGCAAAAUAAGUGAAAAAACAAAGCGGAAUGAGGCAUCCUUUCGAACAGAAGUCAGUUAUUUGGAAAUUUAUAAUGAACGUGUGAGAGAUCUUCUCAGACGGAAGUCAUCAAAAACGAAUAAUUUACGAAUACGAGAACAUCCAAAAGAAGGGCCGUAUGUUGAGGAUUUGUCUAAACACUUGGUGCAAAAUUAUGCUGAUGUAGAGGAACUGAUGGACGCAGGAAAUAUGAACAGAACUACAGCAGCGACUGGGAUGAAUGAUGUCAGUAGUAGGUCUCAUGCCAUUUUCACAAUCAACUUCACUCAGGCUAAAUUUGAUUCUGAAAUGCCUUGUGAGACUGUUAGCAAGAUUCAUUUAGUAGAUCUUGCUGGAAGUGAGAGAGCAGAUGCCACUGGUGCCACAGGGGUUAGAUUAAAGGAAGGAGGGAAUAUUAACAAAUCUCUAGUUACUCUGGGAAAUGUCAUUUCUGCCUUAGCUGAUUUAUCUCAGGAUGCAACAAAUCCUCUUUCAAAGAAGAAACAAGUAUUUGUGCCUUACAGAGACUCCGUGUUGACUUGGCUGUUAAAAGAUAGCCUCGGAGGAAACUCUAAAACUAUAAUGAUUGCCACUAUUUCACCUGCUGAUGUCAAUUAUGGAGAAACUUUAAGUACACUUCGCUAUGCAAAUAGAGCCAAAAACAUCAUCAACAAGCCUACUAUUAAUGAGGAUCCUAACGUCAAACUGAUCCGUGAGCUGAGAGCUGAAAUAGCCCGAUUAAAAGCCUUGCUUGCUCAAGGGAAUCAGAUUGCUCUCUUGGAUUCUCCGACAGCUUUAAGUAUGGAGGAAAAGCUUCAACAGAAUGAAGCAAGGGUACAAGAACUGACCAAAGAAUGGACCAACAAGUGGAAUGAAACCCAAAAUAUUUUGAAAGAACAAACAUUGGCUUUGAGGAAAGAAGGGAUAGGUGUUGUGCUAGAUUCUGAACUGCCUCAUCUAAUUGGCAUUGAUGAUGAUCUUCUUAGUACUGGUAUCAUCUUGUAUCACUUGAAGGAGGGCCAGACAUAUGUUGGCAGAGAAGAUGCUGUGACAGAACAGGACAUUGUUCUUCAUGGUCUUGAUUUGGAAAGUGAGCAUUGCAUCUUUGAAAAUCUCAAUGGUACUGUGAAUCUUAUACCACUGAAUGGAGCGCAGUGUUCUGUGAAUGGAAUUCAGAUUACUGAGGCCACGCACCUAAACCAAGGUGCUGUUAUAUUACUUGGAAGAACCAAUAUGUUUCGCUUUAACCACCCCAAAGAAGCUGCUAAACUAAGGGAAAAAAGAAAGAGUGGACUGCUGUCUUCCUUCAGCUUGUCUAUGACAGAUCUUUCAAAAUCUUGUGAGAACCUAUCAGCCGUUAUGCUUUAUAAUCCAGGGCUAGAAUUUGAGAGACAACAACGAGAGGAGCUUGAAAAAUUAGAAAGUAAAAGGAAACAAAUAGAAGAAAUGGAGGAGAAACAAAGAUCUGACAAAGCAGAACUUGUAAGAAUGCAACAAGAAGUAGAGUCACAGCGCAAAGAAACAGAAAUAGUACAGCUGCAAAUUCGAAAACAGGAAGAGAGUCUGAAACGCAGAAGUGUUCACAUUGAGAGCAGGUUAAAGGAUUUGCUGGCUGAAAAAGAAAAAUUUGAAGAAGAGAGAUUGCGGGAACAACAGGAGAUAGAGCUUCAAAAGAAGAAGCAGCAGGAAGAAAUUUUUGCCCGUGUCAAAGAGGAAUUGCAGCGCCUACAAGAACUUAAUCAUAAUGAAAAAGAAGAGAAAAUGCAGAUUUUCCGAGAAUUAGAAAAACUUAAAAAGGAGAAGGAUGAACAAUAUGUUAAGCUGGAAUCAGAAAAAAAGAGGCUUGAAGAACAAGAAAGGGAGCAGGUGAUGCUUGUGGCUCAUCUAGAAGAACAGCUUCGAGAAAAGCAGGUCAUGAUACAGCUCCUGAAGAGAGGGGAUGUACAAAGACUUGAAGAAGAGAAAAGAGAUCUUGAAGAUAUCAGGGAAUCUCUUUUGAAAGUCAAGGAAGCCCGAUCUGAAGGUGAUGAAAACUGCGAAGAGUUAGAAAAAGCACAGGAUAGUUUCAUAGAGUUUAAAAGGAAACAACUAGAACAGUUGACUAUUUUGGAAAAAGAUUUAGUUCAACAAAUGGAUCACCUAGAAAAGGAAAUUGCACAUGAAAAAGGAGCUGUAGAACACUUAAAAUUUGCACAGGAAGAACAUGUAAAUUUAAAGAAAGAUGAAAACUUUGCAGAUGCUGUACUCAAGGCUGACGAAUUUGACAAGAUAAAGACAGUGGAAUACAGGCUUCAAUCUAAAGUACGGCGGCUUGAGUACCUGAAGAGUAAUCAUUUGCCAGCACUGCUGGAAGAAAAGCAAAGAGCUUCUGAAGUCCUCGAUAGGGGCUUCUUAGGAUUAGAUAAUACUCUCUAUCAAAUAGAGAAAGAAAUAGAAGAAAAAGAGGAGCAGCUUGCACAAUAUAGAGCUAGCACAAAUCAGUUGCAGCAGCUUCAAGAAACAUUUGAAUUCACAGCCAAUGUAGCUCGGCAGGAAGAAAAAGUUCGGAAGAAGGAAAAAGAAAUCCUUGAAUCAAGGGAAAAACAGCAGAGAGAGGCACUGGAACAAGCUGUUGCUAAGUUAGAAAGGAGGCAUUCUGCUUUGCAGCGUCGUUCUACAAUAGACUUUGAAAUUGAAGAGCAGAAACAGAAGCUUGCUACCUUGAACAACAGCUGCAGCGAGCAGGCAGGUCUGCAGGCUAGUCUAGAAGCUGAGCAAAAAGCCCUUGAACAAGACCGGGAACGCCUGGACCAGGAAAUUCAGCAGCUGAAACAAAAAAUUUAUGAGGGUGAUGGUGGUCAGAAAGGAAAUCAUGGAACAUUAGAAGAGAGACUGUCCCAUACCAAUUCCCCUGCCAGUCCAACAAAGCCACAGCCACCCUCUGCUCCACUAGUUGAUGAUAGGAUAAAUGCCUUUAUUGAACAAGAAGUGCAGCGAAGGCUCCAAAAUAUUCAUCAUAAAGCUGAAGAUAAUGAUGGUACCCUGUUCUGGUCUACAGAAAGUUUUAAGGAUAAUGAGAGACUUAAUAAUGGCACUGUUCAGCGCAAGCUGAAGUAUGAGCGGAUGGUCUGUCGUUCUCUGGGAGCAAAUCCAGAUGACCUAAAGGACCCAAUUAAAAUUAGUAUUCCACGCUAUGUCCUGUGUGGGCAGGGAAAGGAUGAACACUAUGAGUUUGAAAUAAAGAUAACAGUCCUGGAUGAGACGUGGACAGUAUUCAGGCGGUACAGUCGUUUUCGGGAAAUGCAUAAAACUUUGAAGUUGAAGUACCCAGAGCUUGCUACUUUAGAAUUCCCUCCGAAGAAGCUCUUUGGAAACAAGGAUGAACGAGUGAUUGCAGAAAGACGGAGUCACUUAGAGAAAUACCUCAGGAGCUUUUUUGCUGCAAUGCUGAAAUCUCCAUCAUCUCCACUGCACAUUGAUAAAGUGGGGUCAACUCUGUCUAAACACACCAUCUGUGAAUUCUCACCCUUCUUCAGGAAAGGAGUUUUUGACUAUAGCAGCCAUGGGACCAGCUAACUUGCCAGGACUGUUGUGCCGGAGGAGCACAGACAGUGGUGCCUUCACUCGUGGUACAAGGAGAAUGAGGGGGAAGAAAAAAGGGUAUCUUCUUUCAUGCCUGAGAAGUUGCAUCAAACCAACUCCAGCUAAAGACAGCUAUGCCCUGACGCUAGCUUUUGUCCUCUGCCACUUCGCAUUAAUAUGAGAAGUGCCUGCAUUUUCCUGGCAUGGGGUAUGCAGACGUUGUGUGAGUUGCUCUGUUAAUACCGUACAAAAGUUCUGACUCACAUGCUGGGUUUGGAUCAGCUCCUCAGUAGGAACGCUUCCCUCACUUCUGCUCAGACAAUUUGUUAUGGUCGUGUGAGAUCAUCUCGUGUUGCCUGUGCUGGUGUGUCAUACUGACAGGGUUUUUGAGCAGCCUUUCGGUUUCUGUCCAAGUUGCUCCUUAAAGAACAUUGCCUCUUUUGAUUCCUUAUAGCAUACUGUGGCAUUUAAGGUAAUGCUCAUACUCUGCUGUUGUUUCUUUUUUUUCCCCAGGACACAUGUUAUAAGUAUUUGACUGUACAAUUGUAUAGUUUUUCUUAGAAGAAUUUAAGGGCCUGAGUGACUUGAAUGUUUACAAAAUAUAUGCAGCAGAAAGAAUAUCAUUUAAAACCCGUAGAAGUCUUCCACACUUGGUUAUUUUGAAGCAGAAUAAAUCACUUGCCACUAAUUAAGAAGUAAAGGAAGCAAUAGUUAACUGAAGAAUGCGGUCAGCAUCUUUUCACAUUUUCUAAUUACCUGGACCGUAAGUGGAUACUGUGCAGUGUACAGAGCGCAAAGCUAUGCAUAAAGCUAAUGCAAAGUGCUAUAUUUCUGUUUUUGAAAAACAGCUUCUUCACAAGAGCAUAACACUGUAAGACCUCAAUUUUAUUUGCAUCAGUUAAAAUUUACAGGAUUUUACUAACAGUACUUUAAAAUUACUCAGGAUUUAUUCAGACUUGCACAUGUAUAUACAGGUAGAACUCAUUUUAUAUUGCUGCGGAUCCAAAAAUAUGUAUACACUGUGACUGGAAUUGGGUACAUGUACAUGUUAAUGUAUAAUUGGUUGUAUAAAAAGCAGAAUAAAGCGGCUUUCGGUUAUUAAAAUGCAUAAUGGAAGGUAAGUUUUGUGUGCCAUUUCUUAGGAGUGUGAAGCAUUAUUUGGGAGUUGCCAUCAUUGACCACUGGUAGGUCUUGGUAAUCAAACUAUUUCAUGUUUUGGAAAAUGGUUAUUAAAACCUGAAGCAACAACACUGGUAACAUUUUUAU